AUUUUUCAAAUCUGUCCGAAAAGUUUAAAUCUUUUUACCAGUACAAAAUCUGAGCGAAUCUGAUAUAAGUAGCCCAAAUCAGUGAGAUGCUUCCCAAAGCCAAGCCCCGAAAUCCCAUAGUUCGAAAAAAGAGUCCCCCGAAACCCUAAUCCAGGAAAUGGACGGCGACGACGGCGAUCUCGUCUUUGAUUUCGAGGAAGACCUCGACGCCGCCGCCGACGCCGCCAGCUACGGUUCCGCUGCCUCGGCCACGGCCACGGCCCCCGCCUUGCCGUCCUCCUACGACCACGGCCCCGCCGCGGUCAGGCCGCGCCAUGACCAAGGCCGCGGCAGCUCCCCCGAAACCAUGAUCCACGAAAUGGACGGCGACGUCGGCGAUCUCGUCUUCGAUUUCGAGGACGACCUCGACGCCGCCGCCGACGCUGCCGCCGCCGGAUCCGGUUCCGUUGCCUUGGGCGCGGCCUCCGCCUUGCCGUCCUCCGACGACCUCGGCCCCGCCGCAGUCGGGCACCGCCAUGACCAAGGCCUCGGCAGCCGUUGCUCCCGGCAGACCGUGUGCCCGUACUGGCUGCUGGGCGUGUGUAUGAUGGGCGACUCCUGCGAAUUCCUCCACGAGUACGACCUGGACCGCAUGCCGGUGUGCCACUACCUCCACUCGUAUGGCUACUGCCGCUUGCCAGAUUGCGUCUUCAAGCACAACACCGAGCACCUUGAGGAGUACAGCAUGUAUAACGUGGGGUUUUGCCCUUAUUGCCCUCAUUGCCAGUACAGGCAUGUGAAGAAACCUGGGUCGCCUCCUCCGGCUGAGGAAGUUGUCAAGAAGCAUCAACAGAUGAAUUCGUUAAACUACGGCUCAUCAAGUGGAAUUUAUCAGCCCAGAGAAAAUAACAGUAAUCAGCAGGAGAAACCUCAAGUCCAACAUGGGUUGGUGCUAAAGAAUCAAAAUUUGGCUGCAAAUGCUACUCAUGUAGUGCAAGAACCUGCUGCACAUCAUGUUCAGACAGCAAAUCCGCAGCAUGUACCACCACACAUACAGCAGCAGCAACAACACAAUGCUCAACUGCAAGGUGUCCCUAAUGGUUCAUCUUCAAGCCCACUUCCACAAGGGCAAUCAAGGUACUCUGUUGUUAAAAGUUGCAAGAUGGAGAAUUUGGAAAUAUCAGUUCAGCAGGGUAUUUGGGCCUCCCCAAAAGCAGUUACGAUGUCAUUUUAAUAUUCUCCAUCUCUAGGACUCAACAUUUCCAGGGUUGCUAAAAGGUUACUUCUCGAUUUGGUGGUGGAGUUGGAAGUAUCAAGUCCAUUAUUGCCAGAACUUCUCUCCAGUGGCAUAAGGGUUGUGCAAAGAUUAUCUCUAAAUUUGGUGGCUACGUUGGUGCUUAGAUUUGGAGAUAUGCCCACAGAAGUCCGAUAUAGUCAGAACUCUCUGGUGGCUUAAGGAUGCCCUGCUCACUGAUGAGGCAGAGAAAGUUGGAGCUGGUGAGGCAUCAUGCAGCGUGAGUAGGACGGAAGUGAAGAGAAGGGCGACAAGCCGAGAACCUACCGAUGGUGAUGGUUUUGGAUUUGCGGCCUCAGAUUUCCUUACGACGUCUCAAGAGGAUUUGCUUCUCGCUGUAUCAGGGGCCUUGCCCAAUGGGCGUAUAAUUCAUGAAUACAAACUUGCAUGUGCUUUCUGCACCCACUGCAGCAUGGGUCCACCAGAGGCUCCCCCAUCUCUUGUUCGCCGCCGGCUCUCCAUCUCGUGUCCUUCAUCCCAUGCCCUGUCCACCGGUUCCCUGCCGCACGUGUAGGCCAUCGCUGUCUCGCAUCCCCCGUCGGCUUCCUGUCUCCCCAUUGACACAUGUACUGUCCAGCUACGGGAAACAGCUCAUCCUCCACAGCGCGCUGCUAGUUUGCUACAUUGAGGAACUAUCGUUCUGCAAAGGUGGUGUUUACAAAUUUCAACCUCAGUGGAUCAAGAAAGAAUCCUAGUCCCUAGUGCAUUGCAUUUCUGAUAACCUUCAUGAUCAUUUGUUACUGAUCUUCGAUCAGGACCGGAUUUUGAUCCAGUGUCAUGUGAUUUCAUGAUCUUGACCGCAUUUUUCCUGGCCCAAAAUUGAAGAUGGGCCAUGCUGCCCUGUACCAUACAUAAACUUGCUGUGAACUCCGUGCCUUCUGUCACACAUACUGAAUGUAGCAUGAACUAUGAAGCCACUUGACGCUCUUAUCAGUAGAGUACCAUGUACUACUGGAUAGACACUGGGUGGGCACUCAAAAUGGUCAAUCUGAUGGGGACCAAAAGGCACAUGGCUAUGUCUUUGCAGGUCAUUGUCUCCAAGAAGUGGUGUCGAAUCAUUACGUGUUAAAAGGGUCGGGUGAUUUCCAGUGGGAUCUAUCUAUGUGAGUCUUCAGGACCAUGCCAAACUGCUUUUUUUUCAAGAUAAUGUGGUUGUUUUCCUGAGUUAUCAUUGUGAUCUUCGUGUGAGGGGGAAAAGGGAG
Molecule: messenger RNA, 2475 nt
Organism: Lolium perenne
Lineage: Eukaryota; Viridiplantae; Streptophyta; Magnoliopsida; Poales; Poaceae
Source: RefSeq, a predicted model, not a curated record